Molecule: messenger RNA, 3461 nt
Organism: Paramormyrops kingsleyae
Lineage: Eukaryota; Metazoa; Chordata; Actinopteri; Osteoglossiformes; Mormyridae
Product: aminopeptidase N-like
Biological process (GO): peptide catabolic process; proteolysis
Cellular component (GO): cytoplasm; plasma membrane
Molecular function (GO): zinc ion binding; metalloaminopeptidase activity; peptide binding
Source: RefSeq, a predicted model, not a curated record
CCCGGCUGCAGUGCCGACGCGGUGUGCUUUUAAGUCACACUGGGACUGCAGGAGCGUCGGUUGUGCUUUGCUGCCCAGAAGGAGACACAUCUUCAGCAACUAGAUAACGGUCUGCUUGAGAUCUUUAUUUCACAUCCUCCCUAAUCCACUUGGGCCCGGAUUAGGAAUGGUUUCUGUCCUCUUCCAGUGCACCGCGUAAAUCAGUCCAGGAAAAAAGAAGAAAUCUAAAGAAGUAAAGUGUAAAUAAAAGAACCACUAUAUGUGUUUUCAAACAUGGGUGAUGUUAGCAAGAAACUAGCAAAAGUGGCAGCAGUGGUCGUUGUGGUCAUCAUUAUUGUUUUGUGUAUUGUCUUCGGUAAGUGGAGUUCCAGUAAAGAUACAUCGCAACCGAGAACCUUGGCAUGGGAUAACUUCCGGCUUCCGGACUCUCUGCUACCCAAGAGCUACAAUGUAACCCUGUGGCCUCGACUCCAGAAGAACAAGCAGGGCACGUAUAUCUUCACGGGAGCGUCUAGCGUGAUCUUCACGUGUGCCAAAGAGACUAACCUGAUUCUGAUCCAUUGCCAUAAGCUGAACCUGACUAUGACCAAUGGUUUUCAUGCAACCCUAACCAGUCUGGGUGGUGAGUCAACACCCAGUAUAAUCACCACACGGCUGCAAGAGCAAACUCAGUACCUUGUGAUUCAGCUAAAUGGAAACCUAGCAGUUGGGAAAUUUUACAGUCUUAAAACAAAGUUCAAAGGGGAACUUGCUGAUGAUAUGGAAGGAUUCUACAGAAGUGAAUAUGAAGAGGAUGGAGUUAAGAAAAUUGUUGCUACCACCCAGAUGCAGGCCACAUAUGCCAGAAAGGCUUUUCCUUGUUUCGACGAGCCCACUAUGAAAGCCAGCUUCUACAUCACCAUCAUCCAUGAGCGUGGGACUGUGGCCCUAUCAAAUGGCAUGGACAUUGAAUCCGUGAACAUGACAAUUAACAAUGAGACUGUAACCAGGACCACAUUUGAGCCCACACCACAAAUGUCUACCUACCUGUUAGCUUUUAUUGUCAGUGACUACACCUAUAUCUCAUCUGCCAAAAAAGACAAUGCCUUGAUUCGAAUUUGGGCUCGUAGAAAAGCCAUCUCCAGAAGGCAGGGACAGUAUGCUCUCAACGUGACAGGACAGAUUUUGCAGUUCUUUGUGAAUUAUUAUAAAUCACCCUACCCCCUCUCCAAAUCAGAUCAGGUCGCUUUGCCUGACUUCCAGGCUGGAGCCAUGGAAAAUUGGGGGCUUAUCACUUAUAGAGAAUCGUCUCUGCUCUAUGACUCUGCCAUAUCCUCCAAUGGAAACAAAGAGAGAGUAGCAACAGUGAUUGCCCAUGAAUUAGCACACAUGUGGUUCGGAAACCUGGUGACACUGAAAUGGUGGAAUGACCUAUGGCUUAAUGAAGGAUUUGCCACCUAUGUUUCAUAUCUCGGCGUUGAUUAUGCUGCCCCUGCCUGGAACAUUAAUGAUCUGAUCGUUCUCUACGACGUGCACAAGGCAUUAGCUUUUGAUUCCUUGGCAUCUUCCCACCCACUGUCAUCCAAAGCUGAGAGCAUCAACAAACCUGAAGAAAUCAGCCAGAUGUUUAAUACCAUUUCCUACAGCAAGGGUGCUGCAGUGUUGAGAAUGCUCUCGGCAUUCCUGACCGAGUCAGUCUUUGUCAAAGGUCUCCGUACUUACCUGAGUGAAUUUGCAUUUAAAAAUACUAUAGCUUCGGAUCUCUGGAAUCAUCUUCAAAGAGCAGUAGAUCAGAGCCCUAAUAUCACCAUACCUCGUAAAGUGACUGAGAUCAUGGACCGAUGGGUUCUCCAGAUGGGCUAUCCUGUGGUCACCAUCAACACUCACACCGGAGCUGUGUCCCAGCAGCAUUUUCUCCUGGACCCUGAUUCUAAGGUUGACCGACCAUCAGAGUUCAAGUAUAAGUGGUUUGUUCCUGUACAGUGGAUGGACAGCUCAAGGGUGGUGAAGACAUUCUGGCUUCUAAAGGCAACUGAUACCCACAAAGCAAUGAAAAUUAACACCGGCUGGGUCCUGGCCAAUGUUCAUAUGUCUGGAUACUUCCGGGUCAACUAUGACACUGACAACUGGGAACAACUUCUCACCCAGCUUAUUAACAACCAUAAGGUCAUUCCACCCAUAAACAGGGCCCAGAUUCUGGAUGAUGCUUUCAAUCUUGCACGGGCAAAAAUUCUGAGUACGACACUGGCUAUGAGGCUAACCAAGUACCUUUCAAAAGAAAGAGAGUACAUCCCAUGGGCAUCUGCCAUUAAUAAUCUGGAUUAUUUCAUCCUCAUGUUUGAUGGCAGUAAGGAAUACGCACCAUUAAAGGAAUACCUGAAGAAACUGGUGACUCCUCUUUUUGCCUACCUGAAGAACAUUACGAAAAAUUGGACACAAGUUCCUGCUGGUCACACUGAUCAGUACCUUCAGGUCACUGCCAUCAGACGAGCAUGUCGAUUAGGACUUCAGGACUGCCAGAGGUUGACUAAAGACUGGUUUAAUAAAUGGAUGCAGAAUCAAGCAAUAAACAGAAUUCAUCCAAACUUAAGGGGGGCGGUAUACUGUAGUGCGAUUGAGGCAGGAGGGAGGCAGGAGUGGGAUUUUGGGUGGAAGAUGUUUCAAAAUGCCUCCGUCGCCGCUGAAGCUGACAAGCUGAGAUUCUCACUUUCCUGUACCAAGGAUCAGUCACUGUUAAAAAGAUACUUGGACUACGCCCUGGAUGCAAAUAAAAUCCGGAAGCAAGAUGCGAUCUCUACGAUUGUGUACAUAGCCAGCAAUGUUGAAGGCUCUAAAUUAGCCUGGGACUUCGUGAAGAGAAAUUGGGACCGUAUCUUUGCAGAGUUUGGUGGGGUGUCUUCAUUUUCAUAUCUUAUAAACGGAGUAACACAAAGGUUUUCAACUGACUAUGACCUCAAGCAGUUUCAGAAGUUCAAGGAGGAGAAGUCCAAGACCGGCUUUGGUUCAGGUACCCUGGCUUUGGAGCAAGUCAUGGAGAAGAUAAAGGCCAACAUCAAAUGGCUAGCCAAGAAUAAGGCUGAAGUCAUGCAGUUUCUAAAGAAGGAGAAUUCACAGAAGGGUUAGAAAAGGAAAUGUGCCUAAUGGGUGUUUACAGUACAAAAAAUGUUUGGCGAAAUGUUAAUUUGAUUACAGUAUAUAUUGGUACAAUGUGUUAUUAUUAAUAUGGAUGAUUUCGUUCCAACAGUUUUUAAACUGUACUCUACAAUCUCCUGGAAUUGAUUAAGGUGUUUGUGUUGAUUCUUAUUAUAUUCAUGCGUUGCUUCCGUGCAUUUCCCUAAAUCUUGAAUGCCCUGUUUUUUUACUGUUUGUAUUCACAUGCCCUUAUUGUAAAUAUGACAAUGCAACAUUUGCUUUUAUGAUAUUUUUAUAAAGACUGAAGUUGGUUUGCUAUGUUUUGUAAUGAAAAACUAUUCAAAACACCA